GACCCCGCCAAGCACAGGGAGCGCACGCGUGGGUCUGGCGUUCGAGGGCCUCCAGGGAGCGUCUGCCCGGGACCCCCUUUCUGCAGAACCAUCGACCGCGCACCGGGCAGUCCACGGGGGACAUGGCAUCUUGGUUCUGGAGAAAACUGCGUGGCAAGAGACGGCUGGUGAUGGCAUGGUGCCUCUUGAUGACUCUAUCAGCAGUGGCUGUCACCCGCAUUCCCCCACAGCCACCAGUCCCUGAUCCUGUGGAGCCCCACUCUUGGAAGGCUCUGAACUUGAGCCGGAGGCAGUGGAUAAGACACAUGGGGCUCCGGCGAAGAUGGAGUUCCAGUGUGGUCCAUGCAGAGCAACAAGGCACCAGGAGUGCAGUGGAUAGAAACAGGUCAUUGCUGCACAAGGACAGCAGGCAUCCAGGAAGGACCCAGAGGGAUAUGCCUUUGGCCUCUGUGGGAGGUCUGAGUCAUAGCAACCAGCCUCUUGUGCUUCCAAGGGAGGAUAAAGUCAGGGUCCCAGAAGUGAAGGAGCUGGGUGACCCCUGGCAGAGGCAUCCUGUCCAGGAAGCCCAGAGAGAGACGGAUGUCCUGAACGACUCCCUCCUAGAACACCACAGGAUUGCCUUACAGGUUCAGACACCUCCUGCUGAACCAACCUUCUGGCUCCCACCUGAGAAAGGCAUGGAUGUGUCAGGGGUGGAAGCCAGUGCCUGGGCUGGUGGGCGACUGGCACAGCCUCUCAACAUCACUGCCAGGGCUUAUCAGUGGCCUGGCUCAGUAGGGGAGCUGCGUAGAUCCAUCUGGUGCACUGCUGAGCCCCUGGGGUGGAAUCCUAGCUCCAGGACCCUUGCUCAGGUUCCUCCCUGGUUCACAGACCAUGAUAUGCAGAGCAUGCAGCUUCUGGCCCAUGGGGAGGUGGUAGGCAAAGCCAGGGUCCCGGGCCAUGGGCAGGUACUGCAGGUGGGCUUUGAUGCCAAAAGGGCGCUGAAGGACUUGUCUCCUGGACUUGGCAAGCUCUGCUCCUGGGGCCACUGUGGUCUGAUCAAGAGGCCUAGAGACCUAACUGAGAUCCUGUCUUUCCACGUGGAUCGGGUGCUCGGGCUACGUCGGAGCCUCCCUGCUGUGGCCCGGCGCUUCCUCAGCCCCCUGCUUCCCUAUCGCUACACAGACGGGGACAUCAGGCCUGUCAUCUGGUGGGCACCUGAUGUGCAGCACCUGAGUGACCCAGACAAUGACCAGAACUCUGUGUCCUUGGGCUGGCUGCAGUACCAGGCCAUGCUGGCACGUGGCUGCAGCUGGCCAGGCUGGGGCCCGUGCCCAGGCAUCCAGCAUGCUGAGUGGGCAUGCCUGGCACUCUUUGAUUUCUUGCUGCAGGUUCAUGACCGUCUAGAUCGCUACUGCUGUGGCUUUGAACCUGAGCCUGGGGACCCCUGUGUGGAGGAGAGGCUACAUGAGAAGUGCCGAAACCCAGGCGAGCUGCAGCUGGUCCACAUCCUGGUGCGGAGCAGUGACCCUUCUCAUCUGGUCUACAUUGAUAAUGCUGGCAACCUUGAGCACCCUGAGGACAAGCUAAAUUUCCGGCUUCUGAAAGGCAUAAAUAGGUUUCCUGAGUCAGCUGUGAAGGUUCUGAAGUCAGGGUGUCUACAAAACCUGCUGCUCCACUCGCUGCAGAUAGACCCAGUGUUCUGGGAGAGUCAAGGUGGGGUCGCAGGCCUGAAGCGGGUUCUCCAGACACUGGAGCGACGGGGACGCAUCCUGCUGGGACACAUCCAGAAACACAACCUCACACUCUUCAAGGAAUGAGGAUGUCCUUAUGCCCACUAAGGCAGGGCCCUCCAUUUCUGGGCAGGGCCCUUCAUGGCAGACAUCGUCGGAUGAAUCCU
Molecule: messenger RNA, 1879 nt
Organism: Suncus etruscus (white-toothed pygmy shrew)
Lineage: Eukaryota; Metazoa; Chordata; Mammalia; Eulipotyphla; Soricidae
Gene: GASK1A
Product: golgi associated kinase 1A
Exons: 5
Coding region: 123-1799 (558 amino acids)
Cellular component (GO): Golgi apparatus
Source: RefSeq, a predicted model, not a curated record